UCUUUACUUUGACUGAUUGGCCCUUUCCGAUCAUGUGAGGGGAGCUGGAAUCUAGAAUUGUAGCUUUUGGCACUCCUCUUCUUCUGUCUUUUAAAAAGCUUGCUCUUUUCAGCUCCUUUGGGUCCCUUGCUUCUUUUCUUUCACUACAGCACCCCAAGUAGAUUUGGGAGUUGCCACCCAGGAGACUGAGGUGGUGAUUUGAUUUAAUUUUUUUCCAAAAGGGUGGAGAUGUUUAGGCAGGUAUCCAAUACUUUGGGCUCAGGCUGCUACUGUGUGAACACCAUGUCAACAGAAGGCCAAGAGAUGUACUUGCGAUUUGAGCAAACAGCAAGACGCUCUCCGUACAGGAUAAGUAGGAUCCUAGCACGCCAUCAGCUUCUGACGAAAAUUCAGCAAGAAAUUGAAGCAAAGGAAGCCUGUGACUGGUUGCGAGCUGCUGGGUUCCCUCAAUAUGCCCAACUGUAUGAAGAUUCCCAGUUUCCUAUUGACAUUGCUGCUGUAAAGAAAGAUCAUGAUUUUCUUGACAAGGAUCUUGUAGAACCUCUUUACGACUGAACACGCUGAAUAAGUGCGCCUCAAUGAAACUCGAUGUGAACCUCCAAAAGAAAAAG
Messenger RNA from Sceloporus undulatus (fence lizard), 611 nucleotides. Its product is annotated as stAR-related lipid transfer protein 13-like. Bases 229 to 555 code for a protein of 108 amino acids. Gene Ontology annotation, biological process: actin cytoskeleton organization; regulation of Rho protein signal transduction. The record is from RefSeq and is a predicted model, not a curated record. Lineage: Eukaryota; Metazoa; Chordata; Lepidosauria; Squamata; Phrynosomatidae. Gene Ontology annotation, molecular function: protein binding; GTPase activator activity. The transcript is spliced from 4 exons.